CAAGAGUCACAGGCAAGUAUCUGAGUGUACCUCUAUACCAAUAGUUAGUCCUGUAUAUAACUUAUUGGUUGGACUUGAAUGCAGCUAGGACGAUGACUAUAAACGACGUCAUUCAGAAGGGUCUAAGCGACCUUGACCUGGCAGCUCGAUUCGAUCGUAAUGUCGAACUACAAACCGAUGACGAGGGUGCUUAUAAUCUGACAGACGUGCAGGGUGACACGGCGUUCACAUGGGUACCCCCCGCUGCAGUGCCGAUUGGAAAUAACACAUUCGGAAUUGCUCAUCUGGACGAUGAUGGCGAAACUGUUUCCGGUCGAUCAUGUGGUGCCAGUCCUAUACCCUUCGGACUGCGUGUGAUCCCUCUAAAUAGACCGGAGGUUGGAGCCUCAUUCAUAACAUUGUCGAAGCCUCAACCAAACAUUGCGACAGUGAAAGCAAUGAAGGUCAAUCCUAUGUGCAGUUAUGCGCUGCUGCAAUGCACAAAUGCUCUGUUCUGCUGCAGGUUGCCCCCGCGCAACAUGGAGUGCGCGCCUGGGUCGCCCCCAUUCCUGGGUGCGGGGAUGGAGCCGAUAUGCAUUGGGCGACGCCUGCACAAAAACUUACCGCAUGUGACAAUUCGAUCAGCUCAAUGGCACACACUGAGCAGACACGGCGGACAUGUUUUAGUAUUGACUAGCGAUGGUUAUGUGCGUCUGUACAAUCUCGCCCGUGUGUUAAGGGAUGAGUACACCAAACAAGCGUAUAUCGAUGAAUGUGAGAUGGAAGUCGCCGUGUGCACAGGUAACGAUACCAGAUCGGUUGUCUCUAUGAGCCUGCCGACCACAGGCAAAGUCACGGCAUCGCGUGGGUGGGCGUCCAUGGCAGCGCGUGUGUUGCUUAGCGAUGGGUCCAUUACCACACUGUGCCCGGUUGUUCCCAAAGACUGCAAUCUGUGUUGGGAUGAUGUACUACAGAUGCAGGAAGGAAUUGCGGAAUUAAGUGAGCUACAACAGAACCCGUCCACGCAACGGAAGCUCGCUAUAACGAGCGCUUGGGUGGAUAAACUGGCCGAGCAAUUGACACAAGCAGAUGGAGAGUCUUCUGACGAUCACACACUCCAAUGUCUAACUGCGCCAGCAUUACGGAGUCCGGUACAACGGGUCGAAGCUAGGCCGUCAGGAAAUGUCGACUCGGCCCAAGAACUGGGAGAACCUUGCUCGCUGUUUGUACCAAGUGAAUCUCCGCUAGUGUGUGUUGUGGGCUACAAAAGCGGAGAAAUACGAGUGCUGAUGUCGGUCACGCCGUUGUGUGGACUCUGGGGCACAGAGGUGAAGACAGACGACAUAUUUACUAUGGAGCGCAUCUUGGUGGGUAACUCAGCCGUAUCGCUUUAUGAAGAUCAAAUACAUCAUGACAGGUUCUUUGCCGCCAACGAGCACGGAGUGUUCCGCAUUGUGCUGCCCAACAUGUGUGCCAUUGUCAAUUCACUAACGGGUGUGGAUAACUUGCCCCUGCAGUCGUCUAUCAACCACAUUCUGGUAAUCAUGCAAAACCCAGACAGCGCGACCGGGUCGGCCGUUGCUGGGCUAGCUACCGUUGCGGGCGAGGGAGCUGGCUAUAUGCUCCUGGUCGUAAAGCGCGAUGGAGAUGUGAUCACACAUUCCCUGCACCACGUGGUAUCCAAAGGCACAGCUGUGGGCAAGGGCGCGAACAAAUUUUCACCAGAUGCAGCCAGUUCGAAGGUUUCUGACUUUGACAGAGUGGUUGAGGACCGCUUGCGCGCUAAUGAAUUACCGGUAUACCGGAGUGAUCUGACCUCAGACAGGGACAGAUUAGAGUUUCUCACCGGUUACAUGCAACGCGUACGGAGCGAGUACAUCAAAAACUUCUAUCCCGUGGGACAACUGAUACAUACACAGAAGGAACAAGGCAAAUUAUUAAUAGCGCAGCAGGCGAACGAUGUACGAGCAACCGAAAACGAGAUCGACUCCGCGUUAAGGCAAAUCGGGGCAACUCGUGAAAGGUUAAGCGGCGUUGAAAGUAAAGUGAGGAGUUUACUGAAUGACCUGAAUGAGACUGUGGAGAUCCACAACUCGAGGGCCCAGGGAGCACUCCUUUCCGACGCGGAGAAAAAGUAUAUGGCCGAAUUAGUCCGAGUGAACGAGAGGCUCAGCGUUCAUGUUCUGCCAAAGACGGACUCGAUGCUAGACCGCGCUGACGAUAUUGCCGACACAAUGGAAGAUAUCCGCGGAACGGAUGAUCAAGAUAGUGCGGUACUAGAUGGACCAGCGAUACGGGAUGAAAUGGCACUGUUAGGGGAGCGUAUAGAUCACCUGACAGGAAAAACCAGAGACCUUUCGCUGCAAUACUUAAAUGAGGUGGAGCUAGGGGUAUAGACGGUGACAAAUAGUAAAAAUAAAAUGUGGUUGCAGCGCAGUCAAG
This is a messenger RNA of Sphaeroforma arctica JP610, 2421 nucleotides long. RefSeq lists its product as hypothetical. Gene Ontology annotation, biological process: protein import into nucleus; mRNA export from nucleus; ribosomal small subunit export from nucleus. Gene Ontology annotation, cellular component: nuclear pore. The transcript is spliced from 15 exons. The record is from RefSeq and is a predicted model, not a curated record. Bases 93 to 2375 code for a protein of 760 amino acids. NCBI's taxonomy places the organism in Eukaryota, Ichthyosporea, Ichthyophonida. Gene Ontology annotation, molecular function: structural constituent of nuclear pore.